AUGCUUGUCACUGUUUUUUCAUGGAAUGUAAACAACAGAGAAGGUGUUGCAGAUGCUAUUCCCGAAAUUCUUGGGGAUCAGAAGUCUGACAUGAUACUUAUAUCCCUACAAGAACACUUCGACUCCCAGAGUACUGUGGCGAAGUCUAUUCAGAAGAUGUAUCCAUCCUACAGAAUGAUCUCGGUUGACAGGAUGUUUGGGCUGUUGUCAAUAGUAUUAUCUAAGGAGAGACACACAGUGGAGAGAAUAAAGAUGGGGUUUGGGAUUCUAGGUUUCAUUAACAAGGGAGUAUGUGUGACUAAAAUAUCGAAUGGGAUAAUGUUCAUAAGCUGUCAUCUAUCUGCGCAUCAGGAGAACAACAAAAAGAGAUUGAAAGAAAUUAGAAGAAUAUUUGAGUGUGUUUGUGACUCGGAGUCGGUGAGAAAUGUCAAAACUGUUAUUUUGGCUGGGGACAUGAACUUCAGGAUUGCAGGAGGUUCAAGAAGUCUCGACUACCUCAAGUCUGGAAAAGACGAUCAAUGCAACGAGUUUAAGAGAGCCUAUCCGAUGUUCCUAGAGGGAAUGAUAGAUUUCAAGCCAACUUACAAAUAUAUUGCAGGAACCGACGAACUGUGUAAAAAGAGACAUCCAUCGUGGUGUGAUAGAGUAUUUGUCUCGUCCUCAUAUGUAAAGUUUAAUACAUACGACUCUGCUUAUGAAGUGAAGAUAAGUGAUCACAAGCCUAUUCUCUGUGCACUGGAAGUGAGUGAUAAGAAGACAAGCCGUGCUGCCAUUCCAAUGAUCGGAUAUAGUGGGCACCAUGUCAUACGUGGGCUUACAAGAUUUUAUUGCAUUGUGCACGAGUAUCGCAAUGCAGUUUCUGCACUUCUCUUGAUAAUAAUGCUGUAUUUGAUGCUUUCCAGAUUUAAAACCAUUUCGAGGCUCAGAAAUCCAUUCCGGGUCUUUUAUCCGGAGGCAGAUUGUUGA
Messenger RNA from Encephalitozoon intestinalis ATCC 50506, 966 nucleotides. RefSeq names its product inositol polyphosphate-5-phosphatase. Gene Ontology annotation, biological process: phosphatidylinositol dephosphorylation. The transcript has a single exon. NCBI's taxonomy places the organism in Eukaryota, Fungi, Microsporidia, Unikaryonidae. The record is from RefSeq and is a predicted model, not a curated record. Bases 1 to 966 code for a protein of 321 amino acids. Gene Ontology annotation, molecular function: phosphatase activity.